Messenger RNA from Pyrenophora tritici-repentis Pt-1C-BFP, 294 nucleotides. NCBI's taxonomy places the organism in Eukaryota, Fungi, Ascomycota, Dothideomycetes, Pleosporales, Pleosporaceae. The record is from RefSeq and is a predicted model, not a curated record.
AUGGCCAAGAAAAAGCAGACACGUGAUGAGAUAUUUGGGGCUACCAGCGGGAAACCUCGGCAACUUUCUGCAUUACCACCGGAUGAACAGCCUGCGCCAAGAGAAAAGCGGAUCCGGUCUUCUACCGAUCCCAGUUCACACUGCCAAGAAAGGUGGGUAUCACAAGCGGAGAUGAAGCGCGGAGUGCAUGGGUGGAUCUUGAUGCCGGUGGGCAAACGGGUCCUCUUGUGGCAAAAACUACGGUUAUCAAGAUACAAAUUGCAAGCAUGCCUAGCGCAGAUGUCAAGCCGGUAG